This is a messenger RNA of Pimephales promelas (fathead minnow), 1349 nucleotides long. NCBI's taxonomy places the organism in Eukaryota, Metazoa, Chordata, Actinopteri, Cypriniformes, Leuciscidae. The record is from RefSeq and is a predicted model, not a curated record.
AUGGGGGCGCUCCACAAGUCUCUGAAGAGGGGUGUGGCCGUCCACCAGACGCAGGUCAAGGAGGUCAACAUCAUCCGAAAGCCCACCCUCCGCAAGUGCAGGGAACUCGCCGCCAAGGCCAUCCCGGACCUUUUGACCCUCCUGGAGAACGAGCCCACCCAGAAGACCCUGUGGAGGUUUUACGAGUACUUUGCGGCGCUGCUCGCCUGCGUGUACGGCCACAGAGGGGGGGUUCUCCAAAACAUAACUAUGCAGGAGGUUCUGGGGGCCCGCAAAUCGACCUCGGAGAAGGCGUACCUGAUAAACGUCGCCAACCACAAGACGAACAUGGCUUUCGGGUCGGCCCAGAUCGUUUUGACGGAGGAGGAGUUCAGUUGGGUCAAUCGACUCUUCCGAGUCAAAGAUCAGCUGCCCGGCGGACCCUCCGCCAAGUUCCUGUUUUUCACUUCGACCCCAAACCCAUGCAAAAAUCUCAAUUCCUACUUCCAAGAGGCCUGGAAGUCCAUGGGCCUUCCCGGGUGCCCCACCUUCACUGACGUCCGCACGUCCAUCGCCAGCCACAUAAAAUUCACCCACACCAACGACGACCGGGUCAAGCUGUCCAAGUUCAUGUGCAACGACACCAGGACGGCGGACAAAUUUCACGUUGCCAACUUGACCCCCCAGCAGGCCAUGGAGCACCGAAGGCUCUUCGACACUGCCCUGGAGGGCGAAGAGAGGGGCUCCCCGUCAAAGCAGCCGACUUCAAUCAAACACAAGUGGCCCGCGAAGGGGAAGGAGCCCCUCAAGAAGAAGAGGAGCGCUCCAGAGUCCUCGGACAAGGAGAUGACUUCGGGCAGCACGACUCCAGAGGCGACCAAGAGCCCGGAGUACCAGGAGUCUGGGACGUCCAGCCCCGAGUCCAGUGGGCACGAGGAGCAGCAGGAUGAGGAGGAGGAGAAGGCCGAGUCAGGCGCAGAGGCGGUGGGAUCCCAAGACGAGGAGGAGGAGACGACCACCCCAAAAAAGUACCCGCGGCGGAGAGGGAAAGCUACGGUGCUCCUGACUCCCCUGAAAUGUUUGGCGUCGACUCAGAGGCACGUGUCCCCGCUGAAAGUCAAGAAGGCCAUCUUUUCCCCCACCUCCACGACCCUCGUCGGCCUGACACGCCAAAAGGAGGUCUCCAAGAAGGUCAAGGAGGCCAUUAAGAAGCGCAGGCAGCGCAAAUAGACGUUGAAACUGAGUUGACGUUUUUUAGACGUCGAGUUCGUGUUCAUGGUCGCGUUUUUUCCGAGUGUUCGUGAGUGUUUGUUCCGCGAGAGAUUUUUAUUCUUCUAAUUUUAAACUGUUCAAGUGUUCAAGUGAGUUAA